Messenger RNA from Strongylus vulgaris, 660 nucleotides. NCBI's taxonomy places the organism in Eukaryota, Metazoa, Nematoda, Chromadorea, Rhabditida, Strongylidae. The record is from the annotation of a GenBank genome assembly.
GUGCAUGAUGUACGCUACGAUCGAGCGGGUUCAAGUCUUUCGUAACCCAUUCCGUACAUCUCGUCGAUCUGUAACCCCACGUUUCCUUGCGAUCAUCGCUCUAAUCGUUAUUGGAGCACUAACAGUCACAGCACCAAAGUUCAUGAAACGCUCUGAUAUUUCACCCAGCAUCAAAACUAUCUUGGUGUCACUACAUGCUGUGAGCGUUGUUCUCGUUCCAUUCAUUGUGCUUACAUUACUGAAUACAUUGCUCGUACUUGCUCUCAAGAAGAAUACUAUGCCGAUGCACAUGUUGAAAGAUUCGCAAGCACAUCAAACCCUUCUUGUAGCAAGAAAUAAAACUGAACGAAAGGUCACAAUUAUGGUCACAGUGAUUAUCACUAGCUUUAUUGUAUGCAAUACACCAUCAGCAAUCCUUCACGUUCAGAUGUUUUUCCAUGAGGAGAAUCUCACAGAUGCAAUGUUUUUCUGUAUAUCGAAUUCUUUGGUCAUCACUGGAAAGGUGUUGAACUUUGUGCUUUUCUGUAUGUCUUCGGAUCAUUUUCGAGCUCUUCUACGCAUGCAGCUGCAGUCUGCCUUCGAGUGCUCCAGCAUUACAAGAAGGAGCAGUUGCCGAUCAGCUACCAAAACUUUCAGUAUUCCUCUUCACGACCUAUAGAU